UUGCGCUAUUUUUGUUGUCAACGAUUUAAUUGAAAACUGAAUCAAAUGGAAGCGGAUAUAUUUACCAAACGAACCAAAGAUCUAUCUGCUGAGGAUCUAGAGAGGCUUGACGAGCAAAACAAGCGUUUGGUGCCUGAAUUCAAAGCGAACAAAUUGGAGAUCGAUGCACAGCGGCAUUGGGAUUUAUUCUACAAACGCAACGAGACGCGCUUCUUUAAGGAUCGCCACUGGACAACACGUGAGUUCCAGGAGCUGCUGGCGGAUCAGCAAUGCACAAGCACGGGAACAAGACGACGUACCCUCUUAGAGGUGGGCUGUGGGGUCGGCAAUCUGGUAUUUCCGCUGCUGGAAGAGCAGAUUAAGGAGCAAUCCAGGGUCCAAGGAUUUUAUUUCUAUGCCUGCGACUUUUCACCGCGUGCUGUUGACUUUGUUCGUGCCAAUCCGCUGUACGAUGCAAAGCAUAUAACUGCCUUCCAAUGCGACAUAACGACGCAACAGGUACAUGAACACAUUGCCGCAUCCAGUUUAGAUGUGUGCACCAUGAUCUUUGUGCUGUCCGCUAUACAUCCCAAUAAAUUCGCCGAUGUGGUACGGAAUUUAUGGCAGCUUCUGAAACCUGGUGGCCUGGUACUGUUUCGAGAUUAUGGGCUUUAUGACAUGGCGCAGCUGCGCUUCAAACCUGGCCACAAAAUUGCCGAGAAUCUAUAUAUGCGGCAGGAUGGCACACGCAGCUAUUACUUUGCCGAGCUGCAGCUGGCGCAGCUGUUCAUCCAAAAUGGUUUCGAGGUGCUGGACAACAGCUAUGUGCAUCGGCGCACACUCAAUCUGAAGGAGGGCAUCGAUGUGCCGCGCAUCUUUCUGCAGGGCAAAUUCCGAAAGCGUGCAGCCAGCUGAUGACAUUUCAAUUCAAAAAACGCCCCAACGUAGCCCGGGCUCCAAAUCUUACAUACGGGUUUUGUUCGUCAGUUAAUACCGAGGA
Drosophila novamexicana is the source of this 979-nucleotide messenger RNA. Its product is annotated as methyltransferase-like protein 6. The coding region runs from base 46 to 894 and encodes 282 amino acids. Lineage: Eukaryota; Metazoa; Arthropoda; Insecta; Diptera; Drosophilidae. The transcript has 2 exons. The record is from RefSeq and is a predicted model, not a curated record.